Oryzias latipes (Japanese medaka) is the source of this 1394-nucleotide messenger RNA. RefSeq names its product aldose reductase-related protein 2. NCBI's taxonomy places the organism in Eukaryota, Metazoa, Chordata, Actinopteri, Beloniformes, Adrianichthyidae. The record is from RefSeq and is a predicted model, not a curated record. Gene Ontology annotation, molecular function: oxidoreductase activity.
GAGAAAGCUCAGCGCGUAAAGUCCAUCAAGUCAACAACCCAUGAGAUGCAACAACUUAAGCGUUCUGCAAACACCGACAAGCGCGACGUUAGCAUGAACAACAACAGAAGCGAUUCUUAGUGACAACAAUUAAUGACACAAAGACGGAAAAUGGUUCUGACCGAACCAAACAGUCAAUGGACCGAACUCUCCAGGAGAUGGACUCGGACGAGGACAUUCGGGUGCCCAGACUCAUAGAGUUGAACGAUGGUUCACGCAUGCCUAUUCUUGGCCUGGGGACAUGGAAGUCCUCUCAUUUGCCGCCCAACUCCGUCCAGGGAGCCGUGGAGGCCGCCAUCGCCGCUGGUUACCGCCACAUAGACACGGCCUACAGCUACGGCAACGAGGUGGACGUUGGGCGAGCUCUGCGCUCCAAGAUGCGGCAGGGCAUCAUUCGGCGUGAGGACAUGUUCAUCGUCAGCAAGCUGUGUGAAACCCAUCAUGCCCCAGAGGACAUCCCUCUGUGCCUCAACAAGUCUUUGAAGGAUCUCCAGCUGGACUUCCUGGACCUUUACCUCGUACAUUUCCCCGUUGGCCUAAAGAAAGUUGGGGAUGAACUUUUUCCAAUGAAGGAUGGAAAAGUUUUGACCUCUGACAUCGACUAUGUUGAUGUGUGGAGGGGCAUGGAGGCUCUGCAGGCCUCCGGGAAGGUGAGAAGCAUCGGCGUGUCCAACUUCAGCAUCCUGCAGCUGGAGAGGCUCCUGGCUCUGUGCAGAGUUCCUCCUGCUGUCAAUCAGGUUGAACUGCACCCCUACUUGGUUCAGGCGGACAUGAUAGAGUUCUGUAAAUUAAAGAACAUCGCCCUGACCGCCUUCAGUCCGUUCGGUUCGCCCGCAAGGCCUCCAGACGAGUUCAAAUGUGGGACUGAUCCACACAAGCUCCUGGAGGACCCGGUCAUCGCUCAGAUCGCAGAAAGGCACAGACGCAGCGCCGCACAGGUGUUGUUAAGGUAUCAUAUCCAGCAGGGAGUUUCAGUCAUCCCCAAGAGUGACAAACCUCAUCAUAUCAUCCAAAACACAAAGAUCUUUGAUUUUCAACUCAGUGAAGAAGACAUGACGACCCUGAAGUCCCUUAAUCGAGGAUGGAGAGGCUGCAGGAUAGAAGAAUUAAAAUCCCACCCGUACUACCCCUUUGAGUGAGUCGCCCCAGAAGAAACCACACAGUAUUGACUGCGUCCAAAACCAUCAACACACUGUUUACACAUUAGAAUAAAAUGAGGCAAAAACAGUUUUUUAUUUUACUACAAAGUUUGAGCAAACUUUAAAAAAAAAGCUUUUAAUAUAAUUUACAGUAGUGCCAUUUGUGUAACAUUUUUGUGUAUGGAUGAACUUCAGAUUAAAACAUUUGAUCCUUUA